UUGUGAUUUGCAUUAAUAUUAUUGAUCAUCAAGGUAGAGUUUUCUGCAUGAAUUAUAUGUACAUAUAAUUCAUAUAACAUAGUCACAAAUCUACUAAAAAGUUUUUGCAAAAAAAGAAAAAAAUCUACUAAAAAGUCAAAGGUAAACCUAAUUAAAAAAUAUUUUUUUUGUCAACAAACCUAGAAAAACUAUUUUAAAAGAGAUACUUUUCUUCUUAAGUUAGAACAUCUCAUCUAUCAAGAGACUAUCUCAUGAUUUAAACAAAUAAAAUAAUAUGAAAGGAUGAAACAGAAGAGAACAUAGUUUCAUUUCAGAACCGUUAAAAACCUGGUGAGAACCUCAAAUGCAUUUACUAAAUGAUUUGGUUAUUUUAAAAAAAAAAAUCAUAGUGUAGUUAUAAAACUUAAAUAUUUUUUUUUUUAAGAAACUCAUACGGUUUAUACACGAUAAAGUUGCUGCUAAUAAACUCUUCCAAUUUCUCUCUCAUUGCGCCCUUAUAUACCCCUCUAUUCUCUCUACCACCUUCACAUCCACACCCUUUCUUCAAACAUACCAAACUCUCUCUCUCUCUCUCUCUCUCUCUCUCUCUCUCUCUCUCUCUCUCUCUCUCUCUCUCUCUCUCUCUCUCUAUAGCCAAAUUAGGUUUCAGUGAGCUCAAAUCAUGGUGACAAAGAAGUCGAACAAAGUGUCAGCGUGUCAAGCAGCAUCUCUAAAGAAAAUAUUAAAGAGAUGCUCAAGUCUUGGAAAGAAGAACCAAGGUAACGACGUGCCAAAAGGUCACUUCCCGGUCUACGUUGGUCAAUACCGGAGUCGUUACGUGGUGCCAAUCUCAUGGCUAGCUCAUCCUGAGUUUCAGUCACUCCUCCAACUAGCUGAGGAAGAGUUUGGGUUCGAGCACGACAUGGGACUUACUAUCCCUUGUGAUGAAGUUGUCUUUCAAUCACUCAUCUCCAUGUUUUGAUAGAACUCGAUCUAGAGAGAGACUAAUUUAGCUCAAUUGGGAAUCUCUCAAGAUUAUAAUCUCUUUUAAAGUUCUUAAGGGACGUUUGAUCACAUUGCCACCUGAUCUAGACUCGGAAGAUCGAAACAUUGAACUUAUUAUUAAGAAAAUCGAGAAACAGUAUAUAAAUAAUAUGAUUUAGUUCUUUUCUUUGCUAAGAAGACGGAAGCAUAUGGCGGCCUGCGGGGAUCGCUUGAAGCAUCGACUCAAGAUUUGUGGCUAUAGUGAUGUAUAUAUAUAUCCGUUUUUAAAUCAAAUACUCUCUUAGGAUUCUUAUUUCUUUUUUUUUUCUUCUAUAUGUGAUAUCGGGUUCUUGUCUAUUUAUUUUGAAUAUUUUGAACAUGAGUCUGGGUGAAUGAGUUUUUCCUUAAGUCAGCGUGUAUUGUUGACCGUUCGUUUUUGAGAGGAAUAGCUAGUUUAUUUGUAUCAAGUUUAAAUCAAUAAAUUAGUACAAUAUAACCUCUUUAAAUUAAUACUCUAUAAAUUAAUAUAUA
Brassica napus (rape) is the source of this 1494-nucleotide messenger RNA. Its product is annotated as auxin-responsive protein SAUR50-like. Bases 662 to 961 code for a protein of 99 amino acids. NCBI's taxonomy places the organism in Eukaryota, Viridiplantae, Streptophyta, Magnoliopsida, Brassicales, Brassicaceae. The record is from RefSeq and is a predicted model, not a curated record. Gene Ontology annotation, biological process: response to auxin. The transcript has a single exon.